AUGAAGAAGGAAAAUCAGAGCAGUGUAUCUGAAUUCAUCCUCCUGGGUCUCCCCAUCCAACCAGAACAAGCCAUGUUCUAUGCUCUGUUCCUGGCCAUGUACCUGACCACAGUGCUGGGGAAUCUGCUCAUUAUUCUGCUCAUCAGGCUGGACUCUCACCUCCACACCCCCAUGUACUUCUUCCUCAGCCACUUGGCCUUCACUGACAUCUCUUUCUCAUCAGUCACAGCUCCAAAGAUGCUCAUGAAUAUGCUGACACACAGUAAAUCCAUAUCCUAUGCUGGGUGCAUUUCUCAGGUAUACAUUUUCUUGUUUUUUGGAGGUAUUGACAACUUUCUUCUCACCUCAAUGGCUUAUGACAGAUAUGUGGCCAUCUGUCAUCCCCUGCACUAUACCAAAAUCAUGAGUCAGAGUCUAUGUUUCCUACUAGUAAUUUUGUCUUGGAUCUCAUCCUCUGUGAUUUCCCUUCUACACACCCUGCUUUUAGCUCAUCUAUCUUUCUGUGGAGAUAACACUCUGCCCCACUUCUUCUGUGACCUCUCUGCCUUACUUAAGUUGUCCAGCUCAGACACCACAAUCAAUGAGUUGGUUAUUCUCACCGUAGGAGUGGUGGUCAUUACACUUCCAUUGAUAUGCAUUUUGGUCUCUUAUGGCUACAUUGGGGCCACCAUCCUGAGAACCCCCUCCAUCAAGGGAAUCUGCAAAGCCUUGUCCACAUGUGGCUCUCACCUGUCUGUGGUUGCUAUGUACUAUGGACCAAUUAUUGGGCUCUAUUUUGUCCCAUCAUCCAAUAACACUAAUAACAAGGAUGUCACUGUGGCUGUGCUGUACACUCUGGUCACACCCAUGCUGAAUCCCUUUAUCUACAGCCUGAGGAAUCGGGAUAUGAAAGGAACUCUGAAAAAUGUAUUCAGUAGAGGAAACUUUUCAUUGUGA
Molecule: messenger RNA, 936 nt
Organism: Castor canadensis (American beaver)
Lineage: Eukaryota; Metazoa; Chordata; Mammalia; Rodentia; Castoridae
Product: olfactory receptor 1J21-like
Biological process (GO): G protein-coupled receptor signaling pathway
Cellular component (GO): membrane
Molecular function (GO): G protein-coupled receptor activity; olfactory receptor activity
Source: RefSeq, a predicted model, not a curated record